Messenger RNA from Brassica oleracea var. oleracea, 724 nucleotides. RefSeq lists its product as uncharacterized. The record is from RefSeq and is a predicted model, not a curated record. Lineage: Eukaryota; Viridiplantae; Streptophyta; Magnoliopsida; Brassicales; Brassicaceae. The transcript is spliced from 3 exons. Bases 1 to 474 code for a protein of 157 amino acids.
AUGAAUCAUUAUAGCCUUCAGCAGAACGCCUUCGAAUCCAGAGGAUUUGUUGUUCCUGUCUCCUCUGAUCCCAUCUCUCUUGUUUGUCCUAAGCCUCGCCGCGUCAUUCUCUCUAAUAACGUUAUUCAUCCGUUUAGAUUAUUACAUUCAAGUGAUUGUAAAGCUGGGGCUGAUCUUUUGGACAUCAUUCGUAGAAAGGAAGAAGAAACAUUACCUGGUGUAGCUUCAUCACCUCCAUUUUUCCUCGGGUCUCCCCCGUGCAGAGUAUCUAACCCUUUAGCUCAAGAUGCACGAUUUGGAGAUAACAAACUCAACCCUAUCUCACCCUUCCUCCCAUCUCCAUCUCCGUCUCGUGUCAAAGGUGGAGGUUGUGGUCGAGUGAAGUUUGGGAUUAAACCGGCAGCUGUUAUAGUAGAGGGAUUCGAUUGCUUAAACAGGGACCGCCAAAACUCAAGCAUACCUGCCAUGGCUUAGAAGAAGGAGCAGAGAUUCAUAAAAUCCAUAAUCCCUUUUUUUGAAGCAGAUGUUUAUAUGUUUUUUGAAUAUUAAGAAGAGUUAAAAGAUCAGUCAACAUCCUUAGUUAAGGCUUUGAGAUCAAUAUUGUGUAUAGAUACGGUAGAUUAAGAUGUGUUAUCCUGAGUCUCACUGUAACAUAUCAAAACACUUUGGAGUGUUUGUUCUUUUCUUUCUUUUUUCUUAUCUGUAUGAAAAUCUAAGUUCUCUU